AUUUUAAACACUCUGUAUCUAUGUGUGUGGCGUAAAUUGCCUUUAUUACUGGUAAAGUCUUCAUUGGCAUACAUUUCUAGCUUUUUAUGUAAUUUCUGUAAUGUUAGCAACCGUUUUUAUUGAUUAAACUUUUAGUCACCUCCGUGAUUUAUAAGCAGGUUCUAUUUAAAUUUGUUUUUUUAUAGUAUGGCUUUAAAAGUAAAAUAAUUAUAACUUUUACAUUAAAUUCUACAAAAUCAACAACUAUAGCAUCCAACUGUCAACACCGAAAUCAAGAAGGUGUAAAUGUCAUCUCAUUUAGUUGUUGUCAAAGUGUAUUUUAACUCUUCUAUAUUUUGAAAAUAUCAAGAAACUACACCGUCAAAAUGGAGGUAUCGGGGAAAUCUCAGUUUCAAAAUAUUGAAAAUUACUGUUCCGACCCCGAAGAUUUCGAAGUUUUAGAAGAUUUACCAGAAAACACGAGAGAUUACUUAGAAUCAUUGGGUAUCACGAAAUCUUACUCCGCCAACAAGACUGGUCAAUCUGUAGAUGACAUCGGUCUGAAAUACUUACCGUCAACUUCUAAAGUAUCUAUGAUCAGCGAAAACCAAACCACCGAAAAUUUUAUCAAAGAAUUCGAAUCGUUCUACAGCGAGAUGAUGGGGAAAGUGCAGGGUUUAAAAAAUGUUCCGGCUUUAAAAAAAUCUAACAACUACAACGACGGUCUUUACCUGGAAGACGAAACAUUGUUCAGUAACUUGAAGAACACCCCCGAAGUACAGGAGCAACUAAACGCAAUCAAGAAAUUAGACGAGGAAAUACAUUCUGUGAUAUCAGAUUAUCAAAACGAAAAAGCUGAAAGAUUGGAAACGCAGAUAGAAAUGUGCAAUGAAAUCACCAAGAACAAUACUUUACCAGAAAGAGACACUGAGCUAUUUUUAAACCUUUGCCAGUUUGAAUUUUCAGAUUUAAAAACUGAAGAAAAAGAUAAGAAAACACUAGAAGUUCCAGGUACUAACAAAAAACCAUCAUCGCCGAAGAAAAAACAGAAAGAUUUCAUUAUGAGAAACAUCUACUUAGCCAAAGAAGGAGUUUUCGCCAAUUCAUCUCUAACAGAUGAAGAGAAAGCCAAACUUGAGGACAUCCUUCAAUACGAAGAUGAAGAUACGCAGGAACGACAACAAAGAUCUCCGUUUACUUUGCCGAGCACGGAAAGCGGAAGAUCCAGUUACUUUUCUAACGCAUACUGUUUCACCUUCGACGACAAGAAAAAAAUAGAAGACAUAGAUUCGCAAUUAGAAAAAUUCAAAUUAGAUGAGAAAUCUAGCGAAAAGAAUCUAAAUAGCAAAGAGGACUCAAAUGAUGGAGAUGCUUCCAAAACCAUCGAUGAAGUGAGAAAGAUGAAUCACGUCAUGUUGGAGAAGAAUCUAAAGAAGUUGGAAGAUAGAUUGCGAGAAUUACAGGACGCGGAAAAUAAGGAUUUGGAGACGUUGCGGAAGAUUCGAGAAGAAACGAAAAUCAACAUUGAAGGAAAUGAGGAUGACGUAGAUGAUAUGCCACCGAUGGGCGAUUUGUUUGAUUUGGAUGUGUUGAAUAUUGGAGAAAAUGAGUUAGAAUAUAUCGACAUGGAAGGAUUAAAAGGAGAAGAUAUUGACUAUGAAGAAACAGGGGAAGAAGAAGAUGAAGACAAAGAAGAAACUAAUGUUUUUGACGAGGUAGAAGAAGGUUCUACUAUUGAUUUCCAGUCUAAGUAGAUAUGAAUGCAAAACAUAUUUUUCACAGAGUGUUAUUACGUUCGUUUAAAAAUUAUAAAAGUAGUUUUCAGUUUAUAAGGGAAACAAAUACCAAAUUUAAUAUUGCUAUAUAAAUUUUAAAAAAAGUUAAUAAUUAUUCUUUGUUACUGAUAUUUGUCGAAUAUAGAAACACUCUGUAGGUAUAGGGAUAACCAUUUUCAUAAUCCAUUUUUUUUCGGAUGCUUAUUAAAAUUUUAGAGUAAUAUCAAAUCAUGAUUAUGAAAAUAGGAUUUAAUAUUGUCAUGUAUACCUUCUAGUUAUUAAAUGAAUGGAUUUUGAAAUU
Molecule: messenger RNA, 2055 nt
Organism: Psylliodes chrysocephalus
Lineage: Eukaryota; Metazoa; Arthropoda; Insecta; Coleoptera; Chrysomelidae
Source: the annotation of a GenBank genome assembly